GCGCCGACAGAGACGGCGGCGGCACGCGAGACAACCUCCCCAUCCCGAUCUUCGACGGGAGUGGCUGGCGGGACUUCUCGCGGCGCGUCGAAGCCUGGCAGCUGGCGACCUCCCUCAGGUCCGAGCGGCGCGGCCCAGCGCUCUACGCUAGGCUGCAGGAUGAUGCUUGGGCCGCCGUCGAAGACAUCGACAUGCAGAGGCUCGCCGAGCCAGGAGGGCUCGAGUUUCUGAUGAUCGAGCUCAAAGACCGCUUUGAGCAGCAGGAGAUACUGCGACAAGGAGAUGUGCUGCAUGAGUUAUUUGUCCUGCUCAAAAGGCGGCCCCAGGAGCAGAUACGUACGUUCAAGAGGAGGUUCAACACUCUCGUGCAUCGCCUGGCCAAGUUCGCCGUGACGUUGCCCGCGAUCGUGCUCGGAUGGUUCUUUCUGGAGAAGCUGCGGCUGCCGAGCGAUCGACGUGCGAUGGUGCUGGCCAGUGCAAACAACGAUUACGAUUUCAAGGUGAUGUCCGCGGCGGCCGAGAGAAAUUGCCCAAAUGUUGCUGAGUUCGACCGACCAGGCGGCCGCGGACAAGAUCAGACAUUCAAGCCCAAGAAGUUUCAGAGGUUCGCCCCACGAGGUGGACAACAUCGUGCCAUGCACGCCGAGCCCGACGAUGAGGAGGUGCACGACCCAGUCCAGGACUACCUACACGACCUGGACGAGGACGAGUACCAAGUCGUGGAGUCUUUCUUGGCGAACGGUGGAGACCCUACCGGCCUCCCGGGCCUGGAUGAGUUCGAGGACGACGCUGACGACCAGGAGCCCGGUGACGACCAGGAUGAGACCAUGGCGGCGCUGGCGGAGGCGUACGUGGCAGGUUUCCGUGAGAGCAACAAACGUUUCCAGCAGAAGGAUAAGUUUCGAAUGAAGUUCACGAGUGCAAAGUUCAAAAGGAAUGAUUUCAAGAACCAGCGGGGCUACCCUCCGCCGUCAGCACCGCAUCAGGUUCAACGAGACCCCAAGAGGCAGAAGGAUAUUGACGACUUGAAGAAGAAUUCAGUCUGCAAGACCUGCGACCAGCGAGGGCACUGGAAGGGCGACCCUGAGUGCCCCAAGACCCGUGGAGGAGGACCGCCCUCGUCGGGAGCUCGCAGGCCGAUGUUGGCUAUCCAUGACGGCGGCUGUGCGGAGGCGGAGCCGCACAGGGUCAUGACAGCGAUGAGUUCGAGGACGACGACGACGGCCAGGAGCACGCCCAAGCCUAGUGGCGAGAAGAAGCCGAACACUAGCUCGGGCUUCUACUCUUUCCUGGCCCUCUCGUUCCCGGUGUUCAUCUUCGCCUCCUUCGAGGAGAUGCGGAGACGCGUCGGGUUCGCGAUCUAUGACAGCGGCUGCACCAGGUGCGUGAUGGGCUACGACAUGCUGAAGCUGUGGGCGGCGCUCUUGAGGCGCUGCACGCGUGGCCUGAGGUGCCAGCGGGCCGACGAGAAGGAGCGGUUCCGGUUUGGAGCUGGCGACCCGGUCUGGAGCACCUUUGCAGCGCUGAUCCCGAUAUGCGUUUCACAUCGUAUUUCGGGCAUUCUGCGAGUCAGCAUUGUGCCAGGCGACCUGCCGCUGCUCUUUUCGAGGCCAGCGGCGAAGCAGCUCGGGAUCCGCGACGACCCGAGGACCAGCACCUUCAGUUUUCCCGAGGAGCUGGGUGUGCCACCCGUGCCGGUCACAGAAGCUGACUCCCAGCAUCCGCUGCUCAACUUGUUUCAGUUCCCAGCAGAAGGCUGGGUGGCGCCGCCAGGAGCAGUCUUGGACGAGACGCCCUGGAGCAGCAACAGCAUGAUAAAGCAGAUCAGCAUCGCCAAAAUGGAGAUCGAGCUUAUCAAAAUGCAGAUCGAGCUUAUCACAAUGCAGAGCGAACUUAUCAAAACGGAGGUCGAGCCAGACAAAAUGCAGAGCAGUAUCAAAACAAGCAGCAAGCAAAAGUUCGAGAUGAUUCAGAAGCGACCAGAUCCUCAGCGGGCAUGGCGGCGCUUCGCCCAGAUCUUGAUGAAUGCGGCCCAGGCUCUCAUGACACCCAUGCGCGGCGUGAUGAUCAGCAUGGGCUACCGGAAGUGUAUCAUCUCGAGGUUGACUCAUGUGAGACCGAUUCGGAAGGGGAUCACUCAGAUGACGAAGGCGGAGUUGCGCGCGGAGCUGCUGACCAUAGGAGUGGAUACCUCGGGGAGCGAGACGUGCGCAGCCCUACGGGAAAGCCCGCGAGCCACUCGACCGCCCGAGGAGGCAAAACACCAGAAGGGGACCCCCAGGGCAAAGCUGGCGUCGGGAUUCAGCAAGCUCAAGAAGCCCGAGGCCAUCGCUUUCUGCCAGGCUGCAGGCAUCGCGUUCGACGGGACGGCGGACGCCGUGAAGCUCAGGAUCAAGGCGUGGGCAGCAGCAGAAGGUCCGAUGCCACCAAGCGCCGUCUCCGCGAAGUCCUUGCUGGGUUCGGCUACUCCUUCGAGGAAGUCCGUGCAGUCGAGCAGCGCAGGACCGCCCCCGAGGGCAACUCCAAGCACACCUCCCAUGGCGAGGGAGAUCCAGGCCAAGGUCAAGAAGCGAGGUCCCCCGAGUACGUCAUCUCACAUGAGCUUGGACACCAAAGAAGAUCGCUUGGCAAGGAUUCGGACGGCACCGACUCGGACAGCAGUGACGACGCCAGUCCCGGCGGCGGAGGCGGGCUGGGACCCGGACCAGGACCUCGCGAGAAAGCGCGUGAUUGGCGGGCUUCGUGGCGCUCUGACUUCGUGGACGCUGCCAGCUAUGCGCUUCGCGGCGACCAUCGGCGAGUCGGCUGGCCUCAACCUUGCCAGCUUCGCCAGGGCCGCGGGGGAGCCCGCCACCAAGGAGGUGCGCGUCGCGGUCGACGAGGACGGCGCCAAGAUCAACUUCGUGGAGAUCUGGGGUGGCAAGGCCGCGGCAUCGCGCGAGGCCGCCCGUCGAGGUUUUCGUGUCGGCCAGCCCUGGGACAUCGAGUACGGCGACGAUCUCAAGAAGCCGAAUGUCCAGCAGCAGCUGAUCGACUUCGUGGAUCGCGAGAAGCCAGACUGCCUGGUGCUCGAGCCGACCUGCAGGAUUUGGAGCCACAUGCAGAACCUCGUGUUCAAGGGAGACAAGCAGCGCCUGCGGCGGGCGCGGCUGAAGGAGCUGCCGACGCUGAAGUUAGUCGAGAAGCUCUUCGGGAUGCAGUACGAGGGCGGACGCAUGGCUGUACUGGAGCACCCGUGGCUGGGGCAGUCUUGGAACGAGGGCCCGUGGAAGAGGCUCAGACAACUGCCAGGCGUGGUCGAGUUCCAGACUGACAUGUGCGCGCACGGCCUCACCUGCCCUCAGACCGGGAAGGCAGUCAAGAAGCCUACGAGGAUAUUGGCGACUCACGCAGCUUUCGAGAGGCACCGCGGCUUGCGGUGCACAGAGGACCACGACCACGCGGAGCUGAAGGGCUAUGGCAGUAAGGGCAUCUCCUGGAGCCAGGUCUACACCAAGGACUUCAGUCGGCGCAUCGUCGACGCGUUCGAGGAGGUGCGCAACAAGAGCUACCAGGCCAUGAAGGCUGGCAUUCUGCCGCUGGAGGUUCGAUCUCACCUUCGACGCCUUCACCAGAACCUCGGGCAUCCCUCGAACGACGACCUGGCCAGGAACCUGAGGCUCAACGGCGCGGGCGAUGCCCUCGUCCGCGGCGCCAAGCACCUGCGCUGUGCUGCGUGCAACAGGACCAAGCCUGCUGCGGGAUCUCAUCGAGUAUCUCGCCUGUCGCCCGUCGGCGGCUUCAAUGACGAGCUGGGCGUCGACGGCCUCUACCUUCGGAACGCGCGCGGGAAGCCCUACCUGUUCCUGUCGCUCGUCGAGGCCUCCACGACGUACCACGUCGCGCGCUACCUGAAGAACAGGAAGCCAGCCACCGUGGCUAAGGUCUUCCGAGAGCUGUGGCCUGCUGGACCGCCUAGCGUGGUCAGGCUAGACCCAGACGGCAUGUUCUACACCGAGCUUCAGGAGGCCAUGGACAUGAUGGGGGUCCGCGUCAAGGCCGUGGCGGGCCAGGCGCAGUGGCAGAACGGCCGCACGGAGCGGCAUGGCGGCUGGCUCAAGCUCAUGGUCAACCGCGUCGUCGAGCACAAGUCAGUCACGAGCCGCGGUGACCUUGAGACCGCCGUCUGGGAAACCUGCCAGGCCAAGAACGACAUGCGUCGGAUCUGCGGCUUUUCACCGUCGCAAUGGGUGUGCGGAUGCUCGCCUACCAUGUCUGCCGACCUGAUCGAUCGGCCCGGCCAGAUUGCAGAGCACAGCAUGCAUCACGUGUCCACGGAGCUCGCCAGGAGGAUUGCUAUCCGCACGGCUGCGCGGACGGCCUUCGUGGAGCUGCAGAAUAGUCAAGCGCUCCGUCGAGCACUCUUGCGGAAGCCGAGGGUCACCCGCAUCAACUACCAGAACGGUGACCUGGUGUUCUACUGGCGGCUGCGCAAGGGGACGAAGCUCCACGAGUGGCGAGGCCCAGCCGUCGUCAUCGGCCCAGCGGGAGCGUCCAACUUUUGGCUCUCGCAUGGUGCUGGGGCCGUUCAAGUUUCUCACGGGCAGCUCCGACCCGCUGAGGAUGAGGAGAUCUGGUGGCCCGGUCAGGGCGACGAUCCCAACAUCGAGGCGCUGAACGAACUCCUCCGCAAGGUCGAGAAGGAGGACCAGCCAGAGUACGAAGACGACCGAGGGCGGGGACCACGUGAAGCAGAAGAGAAGGCCCAACCUCUACAGCGGAGAGAAGGCCAGGACCUCGGGGGCACCCUCGAGGAGCGAGCGAGAGAGUUGGAGCUGGAGAUCGAGGAGAUCGAGAGGGACAAGCGCCCGGCUGACGCUGCCGAGCGCCUGGAGGACGAGCCGCCCCGCAAGCGGCAGGAGGCAGCUGCAUCAUCGGGGCCCGCGUCAUCGACCCGCGCGGAGCCUCCCGCGUCGACAGCGACGCCCUCUCAGCCAGCUCCACCCGAACAAGGAGUUCCAUACACGAAGGAGGAAUUCAAGAAGCGCCGGGCGGCUUUACAAGCCCGGCAGGGCCAGGUGUUCCGUCCGUUCCAUGUCGGACCGCUUCAGCGCCCAGGCGAUCAUCUGGAACAACCCGUUCACUUCGCCAAUUUCAGUUUCGGCCUGAUCGCGAAGCGGAGCUGGAACACGACUAGGCUGCAACGUCGAGCGCUGGAAAAGGAGAUGCCAUGGAACAUGAUUCCAGCCAGCGACCGCUCCCUCUAUCGCGAGGCGGCCGAGUUGCAGUGGAAGCAGUGGGAGAACUACGACGCCGUCGAGCCGCUCUCAGUCGAGGAAAGUCAGAAGGUUCGUGAGCGAGUCCACCAGAGCCGCAUCUUGACGUCGAGGUUCCUCUACCGGAACAAGAACGCUGGAAUCAAGGACGCGCCGCCCGAGCCGAAGGCUCGGCUGUGCUGUGGUGGCCACAACGACCCGGACCUCACGAUGGGGCUCAGGACCGACGCACCGACCGUGUCGAGGCAUUCGGUGCUCACUUUCCUGGCAGUGGCGGCGGCGUGCGAUUUCGAUAUCGUGGCCGGCGACAUCGAGUGUGCUUUCAUGCAGGGCGAGGAGCACGGGCGGGCCGAGGAGCUCUACAUGUCUCAGCCCAAGGAGGGCCUGCCGAACAUGGACCCUCGGUGCCUCCUGAAGGUCAAGAAAGGCAUCUUCGGGCUUGCGGAUGCGCCGCGGCUGCGGUGGCGACGUCUGCGUCGGGGCCUGGUCGAGGCUGACUUGAAGGACGACGAUGCCAAGCCCAUCCUCAUGAUGCAGUCCCGUCUCGACCCGACGGUGUUCCGCGGCUUCAACGAGGACGGCAGGCUGUGUAUCUUGGUCUGCGUACAUGCUGACGAUCUCCUCGUAGCCGCGAGGUCGCAGGCCCUACGUCAGGGAGUUCGAGGUCUCUUCAACUUCGGCGAGUGGCGUCACGUGCCUGUGGUGUUCUGCGGGAAGCUGCUGCAGGCGGACCCAGAAGGAGGUUUCCUGCUGGACCAGUCGACCUUCACCGAGGGCAGGCUCGAGCCGAUCGAGAUCGACAAGGCCCGGAAGCGUGAUCCGAGCCUGGAGUGUAAUGCCCGCGAGAUCGCGGACAAUCGCAGUGCAGUCGGCAGUUUGGGAUGGCCAGCUCGAGAGACGAGACCCGACCUGUCGCGUGCGGUAUCUAUGGCCCAGCGCAAGCAGAAUGCCCCCUGCAUCCAAGACCUGCUGGACGUCAACAAGGCCAUCGGAGUGCUGCAGAGCUCGGCCAGCGAGAAGUUUCACAUCCCCAAGCUGGACGUGGAGUCCCCGUGGUGCCUGAUAGUCUACCACGACGCUGCAUGGGGAAACGCACUCACCGAGGAUGAGGCCCUACGUCGGAUCGCUCAAGGAGAGAAGGUCCACUCGCAGGCGGGGUACCUGGUCUACCUGUGCGAGCGUGCAGUUGCUGAAGGACGCCCGGGAAAGGCGAUCCUGGUGGAUUGGAGAAGCCACACGCUGCCGCGCGUGGCUAGGAGUACCUUCGCUGCCGAGACUCAGAGUUGUACCGAGGCGUUUGAUUCAGCAGAGUUUGUGCGCGCCGUGAUACUCGAGAUGAUGUAUGCCGACCUAGAUGUGACCAACCGUGAGAUGCUAGCCAACAUUCGUAUGCUCCCGAUCACGUGCGUGACGGAUUGCAAGUCGCUGUAUGACACCCUCCAGCGGGACGCCGGUAAGCUCCCGCAGGAGAAGCGCCUGAUCAUGGAUCUGGCUUGGCUGCGCGAGGCCAUGCAGCUGGAGGCUGCCGUGGACCCCCGCGAGAGUAUGAACGUGGCAGAUGUGCCGAUGCGGUGGGUCCCCACAGCUUAUAUGUUGGCCGAUGUUCUCACUAAGACGAUGGAUUUGACAGGUCAGUUCUGUCGCUUGGUCUCGGGUUCGCUGCACAUCCCGAGGAAUUUGCCAGGCCCGGACGAGGGCCAGUGA
Messenger RNA from Prorocentrum cordatum, 6959 nucleotides. NCBI's taxonomy places the organism in Eukaryota, Dinophyceae, Prorocentrales, Prorocentraceae. The record is from the annotation of a GenBank genome assembly.